UGGCAGCUCAAUCUGUGACAGACAGAAUGGUCCAGGCAUGUGGAGAUGGCAGUCCCUGUCUCAUUUCACCCCUGAAGGUUCUCCACCAUCCUUCCCAACAUCCCAUGAAACUGAAUUCUGGAUUACUUUGGAGAACAGCAGAACUAGACCAGCUAAGCUGGUGCUAUGGCCGCAGGAGGCUCACGCAUGUCUAGACAGUCAAAUGGAUCAACUGAAGUCCAGAAACACACUUCUACACUGCAGCAGCACCCCUGUACUGCUGCUGGACACCAAACACACAAACACAUUUUCAUGGGACAAGGCUGCAGCUGAAUGUAAAGAGAAUCAGCAACAUGAAGACCUCUGUGAGAAGGUCCGUCAGCUGGAGAAAGACAUGAUAGACAUGAAGUCAACUUUGGGAGGAAGUGAUGUCCAACCUGUUCUGACUGAAAGUUCUCCAAAUCCGCUGUGCAGAACAUCACCAGAGAGUGGAGAAAACUUUAAAAGACAGAAUCUGAAGGCUGACACAGACUUGUCCAAGCUGAGAGAAGCUCUGACAGAAAUCGAGACAUGUGCCAAAACACAAGAAGAGAGAAAAAGCAGGCGACUCCAAACAUCCUCAGAUGCUGGGCAAAAAGCUCAGUCUGAAGGGAAGAGGAACAAGUUGAAUCAAGUAGAGGAAAUCAACCAGAGAUUUAGCCAAACUUUACAAAAUCACUCUGUGGUGCAAGAACAGCUACUGGAGACCAAGAAGAUGAGUCAAAACUGCCUGGUCAGUUUCUUAUCUCCGACUCAGUAUUUCAUUAGGAUAUAA
Molecule: messenger RNA, 793 nt
Organism: Thalassophryne amazonica
Lineage: Eukaryota; Metazoa; Chordata; Actinopteri; Batrachoidiformes; Batrachoididae
Exons: 5
Coding region: 38-793 (251 amino acids)
Source: RefSeq, a predicted model, not a curated record